AUGGAUAUCAUCUUUGAGACCCCGGAAGGCAGAGCUUUCUCCAUUGAAAUCGGCUUCUUUGACACUGUCCUGGAAAUCAAAGAAAAGGUGCAGAAGUACCAGGGAAUUCCUGUGGCUAGACAAAUUCUUGUAUUCAAUGGCCAAGUUCUCGAGGAUGAGCGGGAUGUCGAGUAUUGUGUACUCUUCCAGGACUGUCGAGUUCAACUCCUCAUCGCCGAUGAACCUCAAAUUAAUGAAGAAGAAUCUUCCCCGUCCAAGAAAAUCCAACUCAAGAUCAAGAUACCAUCCUCCAGGGCCUCCGUUCCUCUUGAGAUGGACGUGGACGACACCGUCCUACGGUUAAAAGAAAAGAUUCAUGAGAUGGAACCUAUCCCUGUCAACAGGUUGGUGCUCCUGUCAAACAGGGAGGAGUUGCAAGACCAUCGAUCUUUACGCGACUGUGAGCUCACGGACAAUGCUGAGAUUGACGUAUUUAUCAAGCCGACGGCCAUACGUUCAGGGGCAGGGUCGUCGAAGAGGGCCAAGAAGGGGACCAAACGGCUGAAGGUGAUGGUGUUGCCCUGGCGGGGGACCGUGAAGAUACCGGUGGAAGUCAAUCCGUCGGACAAUGUGAAAGAGCUGAGAAAAGAACUGGAAAAGUUGCAGCAAAGAAGUCAGAUCAAUCUCCCUGUAGAAGGUUACUUCUUCAUACAUAAACAGAGUAUACUGGACGAUGAUAAAUCGUUUAGGUGGCAAGAUGUUGCCAAUGGUGAUACCAUUGAAAUCUUUCGCGGAAGGGUUACCAACGGAUCAUGA
Molecule: messenger RNA, 795 nt
Organism: Theobroma cacao (cacao)
Lineage: Eukaryota; Viridiplantae; Streptophyta; Magnoliopsida; Malvales; Malvaceae
Product: ubiquitin domain-containing protein 7SL RNA2-like
Biological process (GO): proteasome-mediated ubiquitin-dependent protein catabolic process
Cellular component (GO): nucleoplasm; cytosol
Molecular function (GO): proteasome binding; ubiquitin binding; polyubiquitin modification-dependent protein binding
Source: RefSeq, a predicted model, not a curated record